Musca domestica (house fly) is the source of this 1648-nucleotide messenger RNA. Its product is annotated as mitochondrial carrier homolog 2-like. NCBI's taxonomy places the organism in Eukaryota, Metazoa, Arthropoda, Insecta, Diptera, Muscidae. The transcript has 4 exons. The record is from RefSeq and is a predicted model, not a curated record.
AGAAAGAAUUCGUUAGAAUUAUAAAAUCCUACCAGGCUCCGUGCGAUUGAAUUAUCAAUUUGUUGAAUUUUGUUUGUGAAUAAACGGAACAAAAUGCCUUCUUUGGUCGAAAAUGAAGAUCCUCAACAAAAUAAGGAAGUCGCAGAAUGGAUGCGUUUUGGUAUGCGAUUGGGUGUGAGUGCUGCUCUACAUCCUCUGGAGUAUUCCAAGGUAUUGAUACAAUUGGGCUACGAACCAAUUGCUGCCGUGCCAGGACGUUCCAUCUUGGGACGACCAAUAAUGGUGUUGCCCAAUAUCUUUCAAUAUGCUGGUCAUAUACGUAAAAUUGAUGGCUUUUAUGGUUGUUAUCGUGGCCUGACUCCCAAAUUGGUGGGUUCAAUUUGCAGCAUGGUCUUGAGUGAAAAAAUAGCCGAUCGCUUGGGAUUGAAACCGCUUGAGGAGCCAAAAGAUGAUGUCAAUCUAAGUGAUGAAGAACUGCAAGUUAUAUUCAAGUCAGGUUUUAUAUGUGAGUUUUAAUCGAUAUUCUCCAACAGAUAUUUCCAAUUCAAACACAAUCUGAAGAGGGACAUUGUUCUCAGUGUAUCGGGCAUUAUUGUAUCCCAUCCGUUCCAUGUUAUUUCGGUGCGCAUGAUGGCCCAGUUUAUUGGCCGCGAAACCUUGUACAAAUCGAUAUUGGGUUCUAUAGCAGAAAUUUAUAAAUCUGAAGGCAUAAUGGGCUUCUUUUCGGGUCUUGUACCCAAGCUAUUGUGCGAUGUGGCUUGUUUGGUGUUGACCAGCUCCACGGUGUUUAUGAUUAACAAAUACGCUGUUAAAGACAAAUUGGGUCGCCAGUACACCGCUGGUUUUACACAGUUUGCAUUUUCAAGCAUUUUAUAUCCCCUUAAUGUGGUAUCCACCUGUAUGGCUGUUACGGGCUCUCGUCUCAUGGCCGGCCAACCACCAAUUAUGCCACAAUAUUCUGGCUGGCUGGAUUGUUUCAACGAUUUGCAAGCCAGAAACGAGCUGAAGCGUGGUAGUUCCCUGUUCUGGAGAUCGGCCGGUGGUUUUGUCAAGCCUACAUUCCGUGACAAUCGCGGUUAUGUACCAAUGCCAACAUUAGCCAAGUACCAAUAAAUACAUUGGACCAAUUACAAACCCCCAAGAACCACCUACUAAAGAAACAAAUCAAUCACUCCUUAUUCGUCUGUCUUUUGUUCCAGACUCUAACUUUGCUUUUUAUCUUCCUUAUUUGUAGGAAAUGUUCAUAAUUAUGAUAAUGAAAAUUAUGUUGAUGAUAAGACCGUUUGUUUUUCCAAAGAACUAGAUGAACUGUUGCAUUUUGCUUUUCAUAGAAACAUUUUUCGCAUGUUCUAUGAAGAACUUUGAUUUCGAUAAUUUAUUACCAGUCAGUCAGUCACCUUAUCUCUAUUUAUGUAUGGUGAUGACUGGGGAGGGCAUUUGAAGAGCUGCUCACGCCGCUGUCUAUUAUCUGUAUCAAUUCUUUUUCAUGAUAUAGGUGACAAUAUACCAAACUUCAAUUUUAUUUAAAAAAAACUACAUAAUAUUAUUUCUUUGUUUUUUCUUGUAUUUCACUGUUAUUUUUAAAACCCCAAAUCUUGUUGAUACAACUAUAAAAAUGAUCAAAAACAAUAAAAUAUAAAUUCAUUUA